AUGGGCUUCCUAGAGACAGUAACAAACACAACUUCAUCCUUUCUCCCCACCGUUCCGGACCCGUCUCUUCGCCAACCCUUGACGCUCACUGCAGUCGCACCUCUGUUUGCCUGCUACUAUGCCGAAGCCGUCCUAGUGCAGCUUCCACGAACAUUCAUCUGGAAACUAUCCUUACUUCCUAUCAUCAUUGGGUCUGGAUGGCAUGCCGCUACGUGCUAUGAUCUGGCACGUCGGACAGCACUGAUACUAGGAAGAGACCACGAGAGGAUACAGUGCUGGAAUUAUGCUUUCGUGAUAGCGAUGAUGUAUGUUCCUCUGCGAGCGAUCGAAUGGACGUUCGCCUCCAGGCCGUACCGGCGUUUGAAGUCCCCCGAGUCCAAAGCGAGACAUGGGGAAGGUACCGAAGACGCACCACCAAACAUUCGCUCUCUACUCCGAGAUGCAGUCGAACUCACCAUGAAUCAGCGUGGUUAUGGAUGGUCAUGGUCGCGCAAUCCAUUCCCUCAAGGCACCUCGCCCUCCGUCACUGCCCUCUUCCUCUCCAUGCUUCUCAAAGUCUCCAUCUUCGACAUCGCAUACUAUGCCGCCCAAUACUUGUGCUCACAGGCUAAUCAACCCGGCGGCGAUACCAUAUUUGACCCCUCCCUUCCCCCUCUCACUCGCUUCGCAUGCGCCCUAUGUGUCACCCUAUCGGCCGGAAUCGUCACCUACACCGCAGUGGAUACCCUCUAUCUCGGCACCGCCGUUUUCGCGUGUCUCUUCCUCGGAUACUCUACGUCCGAAUGGCCACCCCUCUCGGACCGUCCAUGGUUAUCCACGAGCCUCGCAGACUUUUGGGGAAACAGGUGGCAUCAUUUCUUCCGUCGCAUAUUCACCACGCUCGGCUCUAGGCCUCUUCUUCCCAUCUUUGGCAAACCAGGAGCGGUGAUGGGUGCUUUCACCCUCUCUGCCGUCAUACAUGAUUGGGGUCUGUACGGACUCGGACAGGGCACGGAGUUCAGUACGGUCGGGAUGUUCUUCAUCAUGAUGGGUGUGGGAGUUUUAUUGGAGGGCGCUUACGAGCAGUGGUCGGGGAUGAAGGUGGGAGGGUGGAAAGGAUGGAUGUGGACCACGGUGUGGCUAAUGUUUUGGGCGAUGUGGUUGGUCGAUGGAUGGGCCAGGAAGGGACUGAUCGCAAGUGAUUUUAUUCCGGAGAAUAUCAGAGUGGGAAAGUGGGCAGUGGAGGGGGUGGCCCAACUCGUAGGGAAGCUUACAGCGCUACUAAUGUGA
Stereum hirsutum FP-91666 SS1 is the source of this 1269-nucleotide messenger RNA. RefSeq lists its product as uncharacterized. The transcript has 2 exons. Gene Ontology annotation, biological process: lipid metabolic process. Bases 1 to 1269 code for a protein of 422 amino acids. NCBI's taxonomy places the organism in Eukaryota, Fungi, Basidiomycota, Agaricomycetes, Russulales, Stereaceae. The record is from RefSeq and is a predicted model, not a curated record.